AUGCCCACCAUCACGCCGCCGCAGCACGGGGCCGCCGCCCGGCACCACGUCGAAACUCCGCGGCCGCCGGAGCACCUCGCCGCGGCCGCCGCCGCUGCCGGGGGCACCGCUCCGGCACUUCACCACCCAGCUGCAGCAGCACCUCGACGGCCGGGGGGGCCCGCGCCGGCCAACCGCCGCGCCGCCACGGCCAGCCAGCGCCCCCGGCCGGCCCGCCCGGCCCGGAUCCGGCCCGGCCGCCACGACCGCCGGAUCCCCACACGCCACCGGCGGCCAGGAGAGCCGCCGCUCCCGCCGAGCAGCCACGCCCGCAAGCACGCCGCCGAAGCCACCGCACGACGCCGCGCCCGCCGCCUCGGCCGCGCCCGGGCGAGCUCCUCCUCGCCAGGGACGCGGGAGGGGAAGAAACUCCCCGCCGCCACCUUCCUCGGGUAG
Messenger RNA from Lolium perenne, 435 nucleotides. The record is from RefSeq and is a predicted model, not a curated record. Lineage: Eukaryota; Viridiplantae; Streptophyta; Magnoliopsida; Poales; Poaceae.